CUCAAUUUGCACACAUAGGCAUCUUAGCAUCAUCGUGCGUAAUUUUGAGAUUGAGCAAAUCCCUAAACGGCGCGUGAAGUAAACAAAAUCAAGGGGCUGUAAAACUGGGUGUCGUGAGUGGUGUGAACAUUUCCUGUGUAAGUUGUGUCUUUAUCUGCUCUAAAAGCCCAUGACAUCGCAUGUGUAGACGACUGACAUGGCAGUGGUGUAAUCAGCGACAUGAAGUGUUACUGAUUAAAACGUGAUCAUCAACCUUAUAAAUGAGAGUUAUUCAAAGAGUCACGAUCGAGAUUCUACUCCGGAACGUUCGGGUUGCUCAUCCUAGGACUUUGAGAACCAUAAAUACCUGUAUCGUUUAUUAGGCCCUAUUGAACUAAACCAUCCAGCAUCCGUCCAAGCUACAGUCCUUGCUUUAUGGAGACUUUGUCUUUGACAGCAAUAUGGCAAACAUCAAGAUUUGCAACUUACAGAAAAUUGUUCUGUAUGAAACCAAAGCGCGAUUCUAUGUGGUUGGAUCUAACAACUCUGAGGACCUAUUUAAGGUACUAAAGAUUGACAGGACAGAACCCACUGAGCUACACGUCAAUGAUGAUAAGUUGGAGUACAGUCGCUCAGAGAUUCAGGAUCUCCUACGAACGCUGGAGGUCGGCAAUCGGACCAAGCCGUCCAGGCCACAGAGUCAAAAGAGCACAGCUGGCCUUGCAAGAACUAUCUCGGCCUUCGGCAUUCUUGGUUUUGUGAAAUUUCUGGAGGGUUAUUACAUCAUACUUGUGACAAAACGGAGAAGAGUUGCUGUGAUUGGUGGUCACACCAUUUACAAAGUGGAGGAUUCCAGUAUGGUGUAUAUUCCUAAUGACACCUUUUCUUACAACAAGCUACCACACCCAGAUGAGGCCAGGUAUGUCAGGAAUUUCCAGAAUGUGGACUUAUCAAGCAACUUCUACUUCAGCUAUAGCUAUGACUUGACUCACACCCUCCAGCACAACCUGACACCAGUGAUGACAGGUACCAGCAAUCCUGGAGGAUCACCAUCAGGUCAGACUGUGUAUAGAGCCAAUCCAAAGAUGAAGUAUGUAUGGAAUUCAUUCCUGUGGAGCCAGACAAGGAAUGAUGUCCAUCAUGACUGGGUCACGUAUAUCAUUCACGGCUUCCUCGGGCAAGUCAACAUUAAUACUUUUGGUCGGUCGGUUUACGUUGCUGUCAUAGCUCGUCGGUCAAAUCAGUUUGCUGGAACUAGAUUCCUGAAGAGAGGAGCUAACUCAGAGGGCUACGUUGCUAACGAGAUAGAAACAGAGCAGAUCGUACAAGAUGCAUCCGUGUCUCUGUUCAAGCGAGGGCGCUACUCAUCGUUUGUACAAAUCCGAGGCUCUGUGCCCGGAUUGUGGUCACAGGACAUCUCCAACAUGGUUCCCAAGCCACCAAUCAAUUUGGACAGGGCUGACCCCUACGCAUGCCUCGCUGCUAGUCACUUCAAUCAAUUGUUUGAACGAUAUGGAUCGCCAGUAAUUGUCAUCAACCUUGUCAAGAAACGCGAGAGGCGGAAGAGAGAAGCCAUUUUGAGCGAGCAGCUUGUGUAUGCCAUUAACUACUUGAACCAGUUCUUGCCACCCAGGGAUUUAAUACAAUACAUAGCACUAGACAUGGCUAGAUAUACCAAAAACCCUAAGUUGAAUGUGAUCAGUCGUCUUGAUUCUAUCGCUGAUAUCGUGGUGAGACAGACAGGAAUCUUCCUGAGUGGACCUCAUUUGGAACCAAGUUUACCCGUCAGACCAGAGGCAAGAUGUGAUCCACCGUCUGACGACAAGUCUUUCACUUUCAUCAAGCAAAUGGGAGUGGCUAGAACCAACUGUGUUGAUUGCUUGGAUCGCACCAACACAGCGCAGUUUGUCAUCGGCAAGUAUGCACUCGGCCAUCAGUUCUACUGUCUGGGUGUAUUGGAUUCUCCCAAACUGGAGUUUGACACAGACACUGUGAGGAUGUUAGAGGAUCUGUAUGAGGACAUGGGAGACACCUUAGCGCUGCAGUAUGGAGGCUCUCAGCUCGUACAUAGCAUCAGAACAUAUCGUAAGCUGUCACGUUGGACCAGCCACUCAAGAGACAUCAAACAGUCACUAUCACGUUACUAUAGUAACACAUUCUCAGAUGCUGACAAGCAAAGUGCAUUGAAUCUCUUCCUUGGUGUGUACAGACCUAAACUGACUAGGCCAAGUCUAUGGGACCUCCCGACUGACUACUACCUACAUCACAGCGAGGCCAUGGGGCAGUUUACCCAGAGCAAUAGAACGUGUACUCAGUGGUUCGACAUGGAAAACAUUCAGGCGCUCCCACUCCCCUAUGAGGAAGUGAAGAAGUCCAUAAACAGCUCAGAUGAAGAGUCCAUCAUUCUGGAAACCCCCCUACACCCGGAAUGCAUCGACCCAUACUUUGAUUAUUACAGACCAUCUGAGCUGACCACUCUUAUGGAGUUGUUUUGUAUUAACAUGCCACAAUCCACAAGAGAUUUCAUGCCAAAGACCGCAGCAAACGUCAGUCCAUUUACAGUACGAGUCAGCCAGUCCAAGACUAAAGAAGAACUCAGUUCAAACCAAAAGUCCGCAGCCCGUGUCCUCGCUGAGCGCCUCAUCACGGCCGGGUCGCCCAAAACGAGUUACGACAUUGCAUCGUCCUCUGAAGGGACAUCAAGCAGUGACGAGGAACUCACAGAAACCCGGUCUGACAUCAGUGUUGGCAAAUCUAGAAAGCAGGAGCUACGCAUGAAGGAUAAAUUUCCCAGUACUAAGGAAGUAUAUGGUGUGGAGAUCAAGAACCCAGCCAGACAAACAAUCAGUAUUUAUCAAAGGUUCGUGUCAGUUGAUUUGAACGCAAGAAGCAUUUGCCCUGAGAUUCCUUCCAUUCGGGGAAGGACCAAGCGUUGUAUGAAGAGAGCAACGAAACUGUUCCCAGCUAGCGUCUUUUCAUUGGAUAGUUCAUAUGAGGUGACUCCGCCCAUGGUUGAUCGAACUUCCCGCGCCGUUUAUGAAACCUGCGUACUACGAGGAAUGGUUGGCGCUCAGCCAUGUUUUGUUGAGGACGUGGAAAUUUACAAAAAGUUUGUCCAAGGUAAAAAUAUGUAAGAGCAGUGUUUCCCAUGAACACUUUGUUUGUGUCGCAUUUGCUCAGUCAAUUUCCAAAGUUGAGUCUUCUUAAUUCACACUGCAUGUACUUUGCACCCUCAUACAACCAGGAAAACCACCUUUAAAAGAUGUGCUUUACUAAUAAUAAUAGUGGAUUUUUAUAUAGCGCGCGUAUCUGUCACUCAGUGACACUCAAGGCGCUUUUAAAC
Molecule: messenger RNA, 3322 nt
Organism: Asterias rubens (European starfish)
Lineage: Eukaryota; Metazoa; Echinodermata; Asteroidea; Forcipulatida; Asteriidae
Product: polyphosphoinositide phosphatase-like
Exons: 24
Coding region: 441-3113 (890 amino acids)
Biological process (GO): phosphatidylinositol dephosphorylation
Cellular component (GO): intracellular membrane-bounded organelle
Molecular function (GO): phosphatidylinositol-3,5-bisphosphate 5-phosphatase activity
Source: RefSeq, a predicted model, not a curated record